Messenger RNA from Mauremys reevesii (Reeves's turtle), 1939 nucleotides. RefSeq names its product zinc finger protein 135-like. The record is from RefSeq and is a predicted model, not a curated record. The transcript has 3 exons. Gene Ontology annotation, biological process: regulation of transcription by RNA polymerase II. Lineage: Eukaryota; Metazoa; Chordata; Testudines; Geoemydidae. The coding region runs from base 355 to 1746 and encodes 463 amino acids. Gene Ontology annotation, molecular function: DNA-binding transcription factor activity; RNA polymerase II cis-regulatory region sequence-specific DNA binding.
GAAGACGCUGAGCAAGUAGAACCACAUGGAACGUUAUCAGGAAGAUCCAAAGGGAAUGUUUCCGGGCGUUGUGCACUCCCAGAAAAAGCCAAAGCCUGUGAGACGCAGCAGAAGCCAGAGGAAAACUACAGUAGCUACUCAGACCUUAUAACCCGCGACAGAAUCCACUUGGAAGGGAGACGCUACACAUGCCAUGAGUGCGGGAAAAGCUUCAGUGGGACCUCUGCCCUUAUCAGACAUCACAGAACCCACACUGGAGAGAAGCCCUACACGUGCUCCGAGUGCGGGAAAAGCUUCGGUCAGCACUCAACCCUUAUCACGCAUCAGAGAAUCCACACAGGAGAGACGCCCCACAUGUGCUCGGAGUGCGGAAAAGCUUCAGUGAUCAUUCAGCCCUUACCACACAUGAGAGAGUCCACACAGGAGACGCCCUACACGUGCCCUGAGUGUGGGAAUAGCUUCAUUGAUAGUUCAAGCCUCAUCUCACAUCAGCGAAUCCACACAGGAGAGACGCCCUACACAUGCUCUGAGUGCGGGAAAAGCUUUAAUCACAGCUCUACCCUGAGCAAACAUGGAAGAAUCCACACGGGUGAGAAACCUUAUGGAUGUUCUGAGGCGAAAAGCUUUAGUCAGCGUUCAGACUUUAUCACGCAUCAGAGAACCCACACAGGGGAGAAGCCCUACACGUGUUCUGAGUGUGGGAAACGCUUUGGUCAGCACUCAACCCUUAUCGCACAUAAGAGAAUCCACACAGGGGAGACGCCCUACACGUGCUCUGAGUGCGGGAAACACUUCAGUCAGCACUCAACCCUUAUCACGCAUCAGAGAAUCCACACAGGAGAGAAGCCCUACAUGUGCUCUGAGUGUGGGAAAAGCUUCAGUGGGACCUCUGACCUUCUCACACAUCAGAAAAUCCACAGUGGAGAGAGACCUUUCAUGUGCUCUGAGUGCGGGAAAAGCUUCAAUCGGAGCUCUUCUCUUAUCACGCAUUGGAGAGUCCACACGGGUGAGAAACCGUAUGGAUGCUCUGAGUGCGGGAAAUGCUUCAAUUGGAGCUCCCAUGUUAUCAGGCACAGGAGAAUCCACACCGGUGAGAAACCUUAUGGAUGCUCCGAGUGCGGGAAACGCUUCAAUCGGAGCUCACACCUCAUCAGACAUCGUAGAAUCCACACGGGAGAGACGCUCUACGCAUGCUCUGAGUGCGGGAAAAGCUUCAAUCAGAGUUCUGCCUUGAUCACACAUCAGAGAAUCCACACUGGGGAGACGCCUUAUACGUGCUCCGAGUGCGGGAAAAGCUUCAAUCAAAGCUCAAACCUUAUCAGACAUCAGCGAAUCCACACGGGAGAAACGCCCUACGCGUGCUCCGAGUGCGGGAAAAGCUUCAAUGACAGCUCAGCCCUGAUCACACAUCAGAGAAUCCACACGGGAGAUAAGCCAUAUGGAUGUCCCGAGUGCGGGAAACGCUUCAAUCUGAGCUCAACCCUUAUUAGACAUCAGCGAAUCCACACGGGAGAAAUGCCCUACACGUGCUCCGAGUGCGGGAAAAGCUUUAGUCAGCGCUCACACCUUAUCAUACACCGGAGAAUCCACACCGGAGAGAAACCCUACACGUGCUCCGAGUGCGGGAAACGCUUCAGUGAUAGCUCAGCCCUCACCACACAUCAGAGAAUCCACACAGGGCUCCAGAGGCGAUCCUGGCAGUUAGAGGCUGGUCCGCCUAACGUCAGUGCCAGGCGCAUUGGUUGAAAACCGUAGUAACCGACAGAACGAUGAGAGAGACAGAUGAAAACGAUUUGUUGGGUAAGAGUCAACAUGGGUUUUGUAAAGAGAAAUCGUGCCUCACCAAUCUAUUAGAAUUCUCUGAGUGGGUCGACACACAUGGACAAGGGGGAUCCAGUGGAUUAGUGUACUUGGAAUUUCAGAAAGAUUUUGACAAGCU